Messenger RNA from Cryphonectria parasitica EP155, 918 nucleotides. RefSeq names its product Abi-domain-containing protein. Gene Ontology annotation, biological process: CAAX-box protein processing. Gene Ontology annotation, cellular component: endoplasmic reticulum membrane. Lineage: Eukaryota; Fungi; Ascomycota; Sordariomycetes; Diaporthales; Cryphonectriaceae. Gene Ontology annotation, molecular function: metalloendopeptidase activity. The transcript is spliced from 3 exons. The annotation marks the transcript as partial. The record is from RefSeq and is a predicted model, not a curated record.
GAGACACCACCACCCAUCACCACCUCAACAGCAAUAGGCCUGCUUGUCCUCUACACGCUUCUUUACGUCAUCCCCUUCUACCUCUCGCCCAGGACGCGCCCCUCGGCCCGGCUGAGCAGGGACGCGCCCUCGGUGAUCCGCGCGCGCAUCACCGCCGUCAGCCUCACCUGCGCGCUGACCUCGCUGUGCACGCUGGGCGUGCUCGUCGUCACGGGAAAGUAUGAGAACGCCCAGGCGCUCCACGCGAUGGGCUACUGGCCCGUCGGGGUCGUCGAGAGCUUCAGGGCUCUCCUCUUGACAGCGCUGCUGUUCGCGGGCCCGCUGUUCGAGGCGCUGGUUGUGGAGGGGGGCUGGCGGUCGUGGGUUACUCUGGAGCCCAUGAAGAUGGUCCUGGAGGAGUGGACUGCUUGGAGGAAUUAUGUGAUGGGCCCCCUGACUGAAGAACUCCUCUUCCGCUCCGCCGCCGUCCCUCUCCUCCUCCUAGCCCGCACAUCCCUCGCCAAAACCAUCUUCCUUUCCCCCUUAGUCUUUGGCCUCGCCCACGUCCACCACCUGUACGAGUUCAGGGUCACCCACCCCGCCGUGCCCUUCUCCGCCGCCGUGCUCCGCUCCGCCUUCCAGCUGGGCUACACCACCCUCUUCGGCGCCUACGCGACCUUUGUGUACCUGCGCACCGGCAGUCUUCUAGCCGUGUUCGCCGUGCACGUCUUGUGUAACUGCAUGGGCCUGCCGCGGGUCUGGGGCCGCGUGACUGCUCGGGCGGAGGACGGGCCGUCGUCGUCGGGGGAGGUGGUCGAGACGGGGCGGAGCUGGACCGUGAUUUAUUACGUCUUGCUUGUGGCCGGUGCCGUGGCGUGGUAUAAUUCGCUGUGGACGCUGACGGAGAGUGCGAAUGCGCUGGUCACGGUGGAGUGGUGA